AUGACGACGCCACUGACGCUCACGGGGCAAAUUCGCGCUGCCACGCGCGAGAUCCACAAUGUCUCGGACAACCUUGUGAAUCUGAAGUUGGUGGUGGCACUGACGGACAAGCAGCUUUAUGGCCGUGCGCUGAUGCUCUUCUACUACAUACACGUGCAGCUGGAGGCGUCCAUUAGAAAACACCAGGACCACGACGCCUUUCGUGGGCUCUACGAGAUCCUCAACGAGAUCGCCAGGGCUGACGGUAUCGCCAAGGAUCUACGGUUCUACCUUGGUGAGGACUGGAGUACUAAGUAUCAGUCAACUCAAGCGGUGCAAAACUACGUCAACCACUUGCAAGAAUUGGAGAAGAAGAUAGAAGUAAACUCCUCGUCGUUUGCAAUACAGAAUCCGAUCUUGGUGUUGCCGUACUGCUACCACAUGUACAUGGCGAUGUUGGCGGGCGGGGCGAUGAUCAAGAAGCUGGUUAAGAGAAGCUUUGCGCCACCAGAGGGGGAGGGGCUCAAUUCUUUUGCCUUCGACGUUAAGAGCAACAAGGUUGUUCGAAGUCUCGACGGUGCUGGAAAUCAUGUGAUGAAGUUCAUCCUAAAGUGGCUCGUCAUCAUCGGCCUCAUCCUUGGGACGCUUUUCGGCUUGCUGCCCCGUUUAAUCCAUCAGAACUAG
This is a messenger RNA of Phytophthora infestans T30-4, 663 nucleotides long. RefSeq lists its product as uncharacterized. The record is from RefSeq and is a predicted model, not a curated record. Bases 1 to 663 code for a protein of 220 amino acids. Gene Ontology annotation, biological process: heme oxidation. Lineage: Eukaryota; Oomycota; Peronosporomycetes; Peronosporales; Peronosporaceae. The transcript has 8 exons. Gene Ontology annotation, molecular function: heme oxygenase (decyclizing) activity.